Molecule: messenger RNA, 2370 nt
Organism: Ustilago hordei
Lineage: Eukaryota; Fungi; Basidiomycota; Ustilaginomycetes; Ustilaginales; Ustilaginaceae
Exons: 1
Coding region: 1-2370 (789 amino acids)
Biological process (GO): glutathione metabolic process
Cellular component (GO): cytosol
Molecular function (GO): 5-oxoprolinase (ATP-hydrolyzing) activity
Source: RefSeq, a predicted model, not a curated record
AUGUCGAACCGUAUACAGAUCGCUAUCGACCGAGGCGGCACUUUCACCGACUGUCUUGGUCGUGUCCCUCCUUCCAAUCCCGGCGAAGCUCCCAAAGACAUUGUCAUCAAGCUCCUUUCUCACGACCCGUCCAACUACAAAGAUGCUCCCACCGAAGGUGUCCGUCGUAUUCUCGAACAAGCGUACAACAUCUCCAUCCCUCGAGGUCAAAAGAUCGACACCUCCAAAAUCGACUACAUCCGCCUCUCCACUACCGUAGCCACCAAUGCAUUGCUCGAGAGGAAAGGUGAACGUCAUGCACUCGUCAUCACCAAGGGUUUCAAAGAUCUGGUCCAGAUUGGAAACCAGAGUCGACCCAAGAUCUUCGAUUUGGCGAUUAAAAAACCGGAAGUGUUGUACUCAGGUGUGCUGGAGGUAGAUGAACGAGUUACGUUGGUGGGGUAUACUUCGGAUCCAAAGGCGAGAGAGAAUGCGGUGCAGUUCGAUCUCGAUUGCUCCACCAACAAUGGCGACUACUCAGCGAAGAUAACAAAGCCGUAUUCUGGUACGGAUCAACCGCCGAAUGCGUACGACGAGAAUGGUCGUUCUACAGGGCCACCUGAAAUCGUACGCGGUAUCUCAGGAGAAGCUGUGGCUAUUCUUAAAAAGCCAGACGAAGCUCUUCUCAAAAAGCAACUUGAAGCGCUGUAUCACGAUCAUGGAUACCGAUCGCUAGCUGUUGUGCUGAUGCAUAGCUAUACAUACCCGCUUCACGAGCAGAUCAUCAAACGGAUCGCUCUCGAUAUUGGUUUCGAGACGGUGAGCUGUUCUAGUCAGCUGAUGCCAAUGAUCAAGAUGGUUCCCCGUGCUACGUCUUCCACUGCCGAUGCGUACUUGACACCUGUGUUGCAGGCGUAUAUCGAUGGAUUUUUUUUCGGUUUCGAAGAUUCGUUGCGAUCAGGUGAAGCAGGGACGAAGGUAGAGUUUAUGAUGUCAGAUGGUGGAUUGACGAGUGUGGAUCAUUUCUCGGGAUUGAAAUCGAUCAUCUCCGGUCCUGCGGGCGGUGUGGUUGGUAUGGCACUGACGAGCUAUGAUAAGCAGGAUAAGAGACCUAUUAUUGGCUUCGAUAUGGGUGGGACCUCUACUGAUGUUAGUCGAUAUGAUGGACAGUACGAACAAGUAUUCGAGACUAUACUGGAUGGGAUUACUAUUCAAAGUCCACAGUUGGACGUCAAUACGGUGGCUAGCGGUGGUAGUAGUCGGCUGUUCUUCCGUAAUGGGUUGUUUGCAGUUGGUCCAGAAUCGGCUUCAGCACAUCCCGGUCCAACAUGCUACCGCAAAGGAGGACCUUUGGCGAUCACCGAUGCGAACCUUGUUACUGGUCGUCUCGCCGUCGAAAUGUUCCCUAAAAUCUUCGGACCCAACGAAGAUCAAGGUCUGGACCAGGAAGCGAGUCAAAAUGCCUUGGCCGAACUCACUGAUCAAAUCAACGCCGACACGAGUGGCGAAUCCAAAAAGCGUACUUUGUCGGUGGAUGAAGUAGCACAAGGAUUCAUCCGCAUUGCUAACGAGACUAUGUGUCGACCCAUUCGAGCGCUUACAGAAGCCCGUGGGUAUAGUGCAUCCAAGCACAUCCUUGCGAGCUUUGGUGGUGCAGGUGGCCAGCAUGCCUGUUCAUUAGCAAGAUCGCUGGGGAUAAAGACGGUCAUCAUUCAUAAGUACUCGAGUAUCUUGAGUGCUUAUGGUAUGGCUUUGGCGGAUAGGGUGUUUGAGCAUCAGGAGCCGUGUUCUGAGACUUGGGAAGGUGCCGAGAGCGAUGCGAAGAGAAGGAUUGAGAAGAGGGUGAAUCAGUUAAGGGAAAAAGUGCAGGAGGAGCUCAAGACGCAAGGUUUCAAAGAGGAUAGGAUUGAAUUGCAGACUUUGCUGAACUUAAGGUAUGAGGGAACGGAUACGGCGCUGAUGACAUUGCAGCCUGAGAAUGGUGGGUGGGACUUUGAGAGGGUGUUUGUGGAGAAGUACAAGCAGGAGUUCGGGUUCGUGUUGGAGGAUAAAAACAUCAUUGUGGAUGAUGUUAGGGUCAAGGGGAUCGGAAAGUCGUUCGACUCGUUGGGGCAGACAGUGUUGGCAGAAUACCGCGAGUUGUUUGAGUCGAAAGGUGAGGUCAAGGCAACAGACACAGACAAGUUGGAGAAGUUGGCAGUGCGGAAAGUCUACUUUGACAACGAAGGGAGGUUGGAGACACCCAUCAUCAAGUUGGAUCAGCUGGAGUAUGGAAUUUGUCUCAAUGGGCCGGCGAUUCUGGUCGAUCAGACGCAAACCAUCUUGUUGGAACCCAAGUGUGUGGCUAAUCUCACUUCGCAGGCUGUGCUCAUCGACAUUCUGUACGACUAG